AUGAGGCAUCUAGAGGGGGGUUGGCCAAAGGAGGUUGACUCAACAGACCCGCAAGAGGUUGCGAAGUGGAAAAAAAGGGCAGAAAGGGACCCAGCUUUCUUGCAAAGCGUCAAGCAGCUAACCGCUGACUGCACUCGCGUACUUCAGCAGAACCUUGUAGUUGAUCUAUUCCAGGAUUACUUCAAGGGGAUGGAGAUUUCCAGAGGGAAUGAGCAACGCUUGUAUGCGAAGUCUAUAGCGCUCCUCAAGGACCACUCUGGGUGCUGUAAAAGGUCCGUAACGUGCAUUGCCUGGCAUCCUGAAGGCCCUCAGAAGUUAGCAGUGGGCUACGGCAUCAUGAAGUUUCAAGGCCAGCCAGAGUCCCUUCCUACCUGUGCAUUGCUGUGGGAUCCACGCCACCCCAACGAGCCGCUAACAGAACUAGGAUCGCCAAGUCCGGCGGUUUCUUUGGCAUUCAACGCAAAGAUUUCCGAUAUGCUUGUUGGAGGCUGCUACAGCGGGGUUGUCUGCUUAUGGGAUUUGCGCAAGGGCACGAAGCCAGUUGAAGUAUCGGGCUCGGGCAACAGCCACUAUGAUCCCGUAUACGAGGUCGUAUGGACACAAAGCAAGACAAACAGCGAGUUUGUAUCAGCUUCCACUGACGGGAGAGUCUUGUGGUGGGACUGCAGGAGCCUAAAAGAACCCGUUGAGGAAUGCCGGUUGACUCCACCUCCUCAGCAAAAUUCAAGCGCGGCUGCUGGAGUUUCCCAGGGAGCCAGUGGGGUGGACGAGACCGAAACAUCCGAACUUGUGGGGGCCAGGUCUCUAGCGUGGUCUUUAGAGGCAGGCCCAACGAAGUUUCUGCUCGGUACUGAACAGGGUACCCUGUUGAGCUUGAAAACAAGGCCCAAAAGGCCCCCAGAGAUAAGCCAGUGGUUUGGCUGCGACAGUGGGCAGCAUCACGGACCAGUGAGCGCCGUCAGAAGGAACCCCUUCCACAGCAAAUACUUCUUGUCGGUAGGUGACUGGACUGCCAAGCUAUGGAUGGAAGAAGUGCGCACCCCGCUUGUAGUAACUCCCCAUCACCCGGCGACUCUCACUGACGGCCAGUGGAGUCCCACACGUCCCGGGUUGUUUAUGGUUACACGGAGCGACGGCUUUCUGAGCUUUUGGGACUACUAUUACAAGCAGCACGAGGUUGCGUUCCAGCACAAGGUCGGAACUUGUCCGUUGACCCGUCUUUCCGUUCAAGCCCAAGGCGAACUUGUCGCGGUGGGAGACGCUGAAGGGCGAGUGACAGUGCUUGGCCUGUGUGAAGCGUUACAUGCAUGCGCCGCCAACGAAAAGUUAGUCGUUGGGUCAAUGUUUGAGCGCGAAGCAAGGCGCGAGAAAAAUAUUGAAAUAACGAAACGGCAAGCAGAAGGAAAGAGACAGGAUGAGAAGCCGCAAGUUCGUCCACAAAGCGCGGCAAUUCAGGAAGCAGUUGAAUCCGCCCGAGCAGCGUUUUUCAAGGAACUUCAGGAAGAACAAUCUCCACCAACAGCCUAG
Molecule: messenger RNA, 1527 nt
Organism: Eimeria acervulina
Lineage: Eukaryota; Apicomplexa; Conoidasida; Eucoccidiorida; Eimeriidae
Product: dynein intermediate chain, putative
Exons: 1
Coding region: 1-1527 (508 amino acids)
Biological process (GO): outer dynein arm assembly; cilium movement
Cellular component (GO): outer dynein arm
Molecular function (GO): dynein heavy chain binding; dynein light chain binding
Source: RefSeq, a predicted model, not a curated record